UGAUCAUCAUGUCGAGACGUCGCGUUUUUCUAUCCUUAGGUUUGUGACUGUCCAGCCCGUUGUCGACGUACGCGGUACCCGGAUCUCCGUGCUAUUUUCCUGCGUAUCUUCACAAAUUCAAUCUACUAGCAAACACCAGGAGCAUCUAUUUUGUGGCUCUCCUCGAACCUCCGCACAACAUAACACGACAAGGCUAAACUGCAGAUAGGGGCAUAUGUACAUGUCGUGUUCGUGAUAGAACGGAAUAUAGACCUUGUUUGUCUCGAAAAGGAAUAGAAAAAGAUAGCUAAAGAUGAUACAUAGGAACACGUAAAGGAAUUUGAAUGCAUGCACGACUGCGAGCUUAGUGUUUUAUUAAGUGUAAGUAACCUGAAUGAAUCCAGUGAAUAUGUUGAGAUACAAAGAUGAUAUGAUCUGAUUCAAUUAUAACGGAGGUGGUACUAGGUGGAUUAAGUUGUAGAAACACUACAACAUUUGAUUUUUUGAUAUUGAGCAGUAGAAUGAUUUCAUGGCCAUGCCAUGCCAUGACUUCAUUAUCGUCCACUAUGUAUUAGAAGCAGUUGCACUUUUUAGAAUCUCGUAGGUUGACGCGACCACGACGAUAUCCUCGAAUUCGAAAACGACUAGAGUAAGUAUCAAAGGUGAUUGCUCUUAGUCGUAGCCUCCCUUCUAGUAGUAGUUUAUUAUAGGUCCCUAUUGAGAAGAAAACAGGCCCAACGAAAUAGUUUGCGUUCAUCUGCAGACAAGAUAGGACGAGGCGGCACUGUUUCUGUUAUUUUUUAUUUGUGUCUUGCUCCAAUCUGGGAAUUUUCAAUCAAAAUGCAACAUCAUCAUCACGUGCCAUACAAGCUGGAGAGGUACCAUUUUCGGGACCUCUCCGUUGCUGACUUUCGUCGGAAAAUACAGAAAUCCAAGAAUCCUAUUAUCAUUGAGGGAUUGGGCUCUCAGGUUCUCAACAAGAAAAAGGAUCAUGAUAACGACCGUGCUGACGAAGAAGGAGACCACGACAACAAGGAUGAACUUUCAAUCGAUUUUCUGAAGCGGCAAGUACGAAAGAAUCUGGUUUUAACGGUGCGAAAUGCCGACGAAACAGAAAAAGACGCGACAUUCGAAGAAUUCAUGGCAGAAUUCGACCAUUGCGAGCAGGAGAAACUCGGCAAGGGCGUUUACCUCAAAGACAGUGCGAUUGCGACGCAAUUUCCGUACAAUUUGUUACUAUUCACGUUCAUGUUGUUGACAAUCACGAUAUCCUAAUGAUCUUUUAGACCCAUGUGAUAACAAUAUUCUGUUGAUUGGAUUUUGAUCAUGAUCAUCAUGAAGAGCUCGAGCUCGACUACUUGUAUUAGCUCUGCUCUCUGGACGAUUGGCUAUGGUUUUUAGAAUGACUAAUAAUUGAAGUAGUACUCAGGCCUUGCUAUGAUUGUUGUAUUUCUUGCAGUGACGACGUGAUUCUUGAUUACAUGUCAGAGAUAUUGCGCAGUGGUCUCGUACGAAAGAUACAUCAGUGACUUCCAUUUUGCAUUUUCGAACUACAUCAAUCACAACCACAGAUGGCUCUUCCAAGAUCACGUUCGCGUGCCGAAAUACUUCCUGCAUUGCUUCAAGCACCGCACCCGCAAUGCCACGCUGCAUGGGAGUGCGUACGUGCAUCCGUCUCUGUUCUUAGGAAACACGGGUACCAAGACGGACCUGCAUUUGGAUCCGUGGCCUACGAAUUUCUGGUGCUAUUUGGUUGAAGGCGAGAAAAGGUGGACCGUUUUUCACCCGGACGAUGCUGCACUCUUGCAUCCUGUGCCCACGCAUGAGGAGCCGGUGUAUGCUUUUCCGCCAGUACCGAAAUUGGAUGCCUUACUAGCUACACAUCCGCCGUCAAGGCCGCAGCCACGGAGGCUAGACUUCACCCUCAAGGCUGGCGAAGUGCUGUUCAAUCCAGCCAAGACGCCGCACGAGGUCGUUAACCUUUCACGCACCCUGAUGAUCGCCGCACUCUUCAUCGACCAGUCGAAUCUCGCAGAUUGUCUCCAGCACACUGAGCGGAUCGUUGCGAAGAUGGAGCUGGCACUACAAGCGAAAGUAAGAGAGGAGACCAUGAUGACAGAGCUGCGGACUCACGAAGGAAAAAACAGAAGAAGCAGCAGCAAAGAGAAGGAAGCCUCUGCUACUUUAGGAGGUGACGAUGGAGACAAAGAUCCCGGCAGUCAAAGGAGAGGGAGUCUGCGCAUUCGAAAUAGUAGCAUCUACAUUUAUGACGACGCUCAGGGAGGUAAUAAACAUAAAGCGCAUAAACUGGGCUCCGCAGAACUGCGGCUAAGUUCCUAUGCAGCGUCCAGUGAAGCAGCUGAUGAUCUGAACAUGAAUGAAAACUGGAGGCUCCACAUGCAUUCAACGCAACAAACAAGUCCUCAAUUACCAGCACCGAUCAGUGCUCAGCACUUGGCAGUCUCAACCGGAAACUUUGGCGGACAACUCGAAGCCGAUGCAUCGCAACCGAAAUCACGAGCUUCUGGUGUGCAAGUGUCGUCUGCUCCACCCGCUUAUAACGACCUCCUGGAGCAGGAGGAAUAUGGCUUGGGCGUAUUCUACUACUCGAUGUUCGAUUUAACGUACUGGUCUCAAGCACACCAUCGGACACAAAAUUUUUGCGACGAGUUGGUUCCGUUCGACGUUGUCGCCCAAGGUUUAGAUAAUGGCGAGGACCCGGCGUCGUGCGCGUCCCCGUCUAGUGAUGUCCCUACUGCUAAAAUCAGCGGUGCUGGUCCUCCUGUUUCUGCCGCACCUGCUCCAAAAGCAGCGAAAGCAACAGCACUACCCAUGCCUAAAGCACCCGUUGUAGACGGCAAUGGCGAAAGUAGUGGCGUUACCGCCUCGCCGGUGGCUGCUCCAAUGGCACCCCCGCCUCAAAGUGCUGUUUUGAAAUACCCUCCAUCCAGUUCCGGCGCAGCCACUGUGGGUAAGAGUGGUGGCUCCUCGACAAGCUCCACUACCACGGUGCCUUUGUUCCGCGAUAAUACCAACAAGUCAACAUCCGCAACUGACGGCGCCGCGACAUCGCUAGACUACCCUCCCCCGUGCUUCUCCCAGACCGCCAUUGACCCUGAGCGAAAGCUGUGGCACAAUAGCGAUCUGAAAGCCCGGAACGCUUUUGAAGCCUCCGAUAUGAAGCUUACGUCCUACUUAGAAUCCAUGAUUAUUGGUACAACCAGCAGCAGCGGCGGGCCCGGUUUCGACCACGAAAAAGAAAAUGUUGGGAGUGGGGGUCCUCUGCCGCACAUCCCGGAACUCCUCGCCUCCGCAGAAUGCGACUCUUCCUCAGCUGUGGGUGCGCCGAUGCCACCGAGAAAUGCCGCUCUAUUUCCUCUCUGGUGGCAACACUCGCGUGCACGUGCAGGUUCCUCAACUCAAUCUGGUGGGGGGGCUGACACAUCAAGUUCAAAUGGAGGAGGUGACUCUUCGAGCCCUACCAAGAAAAGCACUAAAGCUGCAUUUGUACCUCCGCCGCGAGAAUCUCCUGCUGGUGCACAGGGAGCUGCUGUUCUCGUUGCUGCAGAAGAUUCUGGUUCUGCAAGUAGCAGUUAUAAAGCUGCUCCACAAUCGCCGCAUCAAACAUCUCCACCACUGCGUAUCCACCUCAUUCCGUCAACAAAUGUCACAUCGACAUCAGCGUUUCCGAGUUCUGCGGAGCCGGACACCACUCAUCUCAAGAGCCUAUCGGAAGUGGAGGCUGAGCACUCAAAACGGCAGUCCCCCUAUGCUGCUAUGCUGACCAAGAAUCAGCUCGAGUUCCGCAUUUACCGCCGCCGAUGCAUUCUCCGCGCCUUGUCCGAGAUUGAGUUUCCCGAGCUCGAGGAUGAUCUAAAUUUCGCUGAGCGGGUAGAGGGAGGGAGUGAAGAUCAAGAGAUGGACUUUGGUGAUAUGGUCGGUCUGUUUCCACUGCACUCCGCUCUUCGGUUAGACGAGCGUACAAGGGCUGUCAAGUUCUCAAAGACGACAGCAGCGAAUGCAGACGGUCAUACAGCUGGAGUGAACGGCAAAACACACUCACACCACGAGGCGCAAUAUAACUGUUACAGAUUUGUUGAGUCUGGGACACCGACAUCCACUGAGACGCCAUCCAUGGCUGCCUUCUCUUCUAUGUUGGAAACGAACUCGAUCGGAAGUACGUUCGCAAGUUGAGGCGCAGGGGAGUUUGAAGACAAUCGCCAUCAUGUUGAACAUGGCGAAAAAGAAGCUAAGAAAUCUCUCAUUCGGAACGAAGUCCUUUUUUGAAUAAAGCGAUGAUGUUGAAUCGAAAACAUUUACGCCAUCGUGUUGAAUGUUGCGAAAAAGAACCAUUUAAAAAAUUAAAAUCUCUUAUUCGGAACCAAGUUCUUUUUUGAAUAAAGCGAUGAUGUUGAAUCGAAAACAUUUAUACGUGAAUAUGAAGUAUGGCUCGUUUAGCUGCGCAAUCGGAUUAGAUUAGUCAAGAUUCGCAGUGUAUAGCCUCUUUAUGUUGAUUGUUUGUAUAGGAGCCUCAGCCUCAUCUUUCAGGAGGAGUUCAUCGAAAAACGAUUGUGCUGCACGUAUACGGAGAGUGCCACAACAAGCCUGAAGUUCCCACGACUAUCAUACAUAGAUGGUUUACUCUUUUAUUUUUCCAUGCAUAGAAGGUGGAGGUGCUGGUCGUGCACAGCUAGAUUAAUACUUACAACGUAAAAAAGAUGAAGGUAGGUUGGCCACUUGCUACAACAAGCACUGAACUGAGUUCAUCACGCAAACAACGCACAGAUUUUUCUGAUCAAUUUUUCGCGCUUUUUUUGGUUUUUGUUGAGCAUCAGGAUCAGUAUUUUCAAAGAAG
This is a messenger RNA of Amoebophrya sp. A25, 4834 nucleotides long. Lineage: Eukaryota; Dinophyceae; Syndiniales; Amoebophryaceae. The record is from the annotation of a GenBank genome assembly.